CACAGUUGUGCCCUGGAUUGUAACAGAGUGAGAGCAGCCCUCCUGCAGCCUGAUUGCCCACCACCAUGGAUGUCAAACUACUGGCACUGAUGACUCUGCUGGCUGUGGCCACACGCAUACCAACCUCCAACGCUAAGCCCAUCAGUCUGGUGGAGCGCUGCUGGUGUCGUUCCACCCUCAACACGGUUCCUCAGCGAUCCAUCAAAGAGCUCAAGUUUCUCCACACACCCAACUGCCCCUUCCAAGUCAUUGCCAAGCUGAAGAACAACAGGGAAGUUUGCAUCAACCCAGAGACCAAGUGGCUGCAGCAGUACUUAAAGAACGCCAUUAACAAGGUGAAGAAAACCAGAAGACGCAAUAGCAAGAAGAACUAAAAGGGGAUGUACAUCAUCAGGCAUCCUCAGAUCAAACCUGUAUACCUCCCUCCCACUGCUCUGGAUGUAUGUAAACACGCUGUAUGUACUCGUCCACCUCUCUGGACCGCUUGCGGAACCAGCACUUCACCGCCAAACUGUGCCAACCCCAGCACCGCUGUAGGUCCCUCUGGACGCCCACGCAGUCACCUCCAACCAUCCAUAUUAGCACCAAGUGCAAUUCCACCUCAUCCCUGGAAUGAUGGGACACAUGUUGAUGUCAAAUAUAUGAGUGUGAGUGCUGGGUGAUUGACACAAGAGAGAGAAAGUGUGUUUGAAUGUGCUUCAUGUGAACUAACUGUGUGUCUGUUUAAAGUAUUUCCUUACUUCACGCAGCUAUAAAGAGAUAAUUUGAGCUUUCUGUCUCACAUACAAGGCUUUGUGGGUAAUGCGACUUUCACCUCAUGUCAGAUUAAUGAUAAAUAUGAGCUGCUGACAGAGAAACAUUUUCACAUCAGUCUCCCGGUGGAAUUAUGAUUGGGGUUUUGUUGACAGGCCCUGAUGAUAUAUUAGGCCAAGUCAAAUGUAACAGUUAUUCUCACAAAAAACAAUUUUCUCCCCUUUUUAAAAAAAUAAAAUAAAAUAUAUAUAUAUAUAUAUAUAUAUAUAUAUAUAUAUAUAUUAGAUGUCAGUUCUCCAAAAUUAAAUGUAAAAGCCUCCUCUGAUAGGAAUUGAAAGUGGCAUUACUCAUAGAUAGAGAUUCAUGGGACAAUUCUUGCUCUGUCUAAAAGCUGGCUGCACCAUCAGGAACAAAACAGAAGCUCACACAAACUACUAAUUAACAAGCACUGAUCUUAUGGUGCUAUAUAUUCAGUAUAAAGGGUCAGAGCCAUUUAUAUUAUGGGACUUCACUGUUUAUUUUAUGCUAGAUUUAAGAAGGAUUGUUGUGACUCUUGGAUUCUGUUAUUGCCAGUCACAAAGCAAAAUAAUCAUCAGUCUGCAAAAUGGAACUGUUGUUGGAUAUGGAAAAUGAAAUAUAAAGCUGAUGUAAGGUUAAGGCCACAGUGUACUGAAAAUGGGAUAAAACAAUUACCAAUGCAGCUUUUUAUUGAUUGAACACAUCAGUAAAUAGAGACCAAAUAUUUAUUCAGUAAGACACUCAACAUAAAGAAACCAGCAAUUUAACUGCAGUAUUUUCAUACCAACACCUGUCCUUGGUAGGAAUGAAAAGCUAAUAAAUUGUCACAUAGAAGUCAGUUCAUGGUGGCAAAAAGAAGUUUUGAUGAUCAAUUUUUAAACACACAGACAGACAGACAGACAGACAGACAGACACACACACACACACACACACACACACACACACACACACACACACACACACACAUAUAUAUAUAUAUAUAUAUAUAUAUAUGGUGGCGAAAAGAAUGUUUUUGAUGAUCCUUUUUUACACACACACACACACAUACAUAUGUGCGUGUCUAUACAUAUAUAUAUAUAUAUACAAAUAUAUACAUACGUGUGUGUGUAGUAUAUAUAUAUAUAUUUGAGCCACUUUAUUAUCAAAUAAAUGUGUUUUAAAUGUAAUUGUUUUAUUUUUAUAUUGUGUAUAAUCUUACUAAAUUCUUUUUUAAUGCAACGUACAGUAGGCAGUUGCUACUAAAUGAAGGCUAUGCUAUAAAAUGUUAUACAGUGUUAAAUUUCAUUUUUAAGGUUUCAUGCAAAAUUUUACGCAGGUAAUUUGUAAUGAUUUGUUUGCAAAUAUGAUACAAUACAGUAUGCAAUACAUUCCUCCUCCAAAGAUAUUUUUUAUCUUUUUUUAAUAUAAUUUUGCUUUAAAAAAUCAUCCAAACAAAUUAAACAUUGCCCUCCUACACUGUUGUUCUCUCCAUUUGUAUUUCCCUAUUAGUCAAUUCAAGAUGAACCAUGAAUAAACUGAAUAAAAUCUGUAUCUGUCCAACACAUAGUGCCUGAAAACAAAAGACUUUGUCAUUGUGUUACAUGAGAAAACUAUUCAGCUCAGCCCACUAGCUGUCCCCGUCAAACACUUGAUUUGCUUUUUUAAAGUUUUACUGAGGUUGAUGUAUGAUGUGUCAAUAAAGCCAGUGAGCUAAAACAGAACAAAACCUUUGAGUUGAGAUCCAAGGGACCAACAUGUGCUUUCAAUUUGGACACUCCCAGCACCCCAUGGGUUUUCUUUUCAAUUUCACUCAACUGCUGCCAUGCCGCUAAAUUGAGCCCUUAUUUUCCCCCUAAAAUUGUUAUGGAAGUCCUGGUGGUCAUUGUUAUGUUCUUUGUUUUGUUUCUGUCUGUUUGCUGACUGCCUGGUUACAGGUGGUAAUCCUACAGUAUCAAUUCACAGCUAAUAGUAUAAUAAUCCUGUAAGUGUAAUUGAUUUCCUAUUAAUGUAACAGAAGUUAAUGGUCAUUCAUUUUAUAUUAUACUAAUUUGUUUAAACACACUACUAAAUAUGCAGAAAGUGUUUUGAUAUGCAAUAAUAAACAUCUAAUGUUAUCCCUUAUGUGAAAUCAUUCAAACAACCAUCAAUUCUUAAACUCGUCUAUUAAUAAUUUUAAUGGUUUAUUAAUUUAUUACCUCUGGGAGUUCAACCAUCUUUCUGUAUAAUGUGAUUUACAUGUCAAAACACAUUCAGGUUUUCAUUUACUGGCUCCUAGUGUGUUAAAUUAUAAAUGAAUCCAAGUUUGGUGUAUGCGUUCUACUUUGGACCCCGAGACAAUGUGAAAUUACGUUGUGUCUUUUGAGGCAGCUUUUGACACAUUUUUUCAUAUACAUGAAAAGAAAUAUUACCUUCUCUACUUUCACUGAUUGUAAACCAAUAAGCAGUAUUUUACCUAUGAACUCGAGCCCUUUUUUCAAUAAAGUCGUAUGAA
Scomber scombrus (Atlantic mackerel) is the source of this 3241-nucleotide messenger RNA. RefSeq names its product chemokine (C-X-C motif) ligand 12b (stromal cell-derived factor 1) (gene cxcl12b). The record is from RefSeq and is a predicted model, not a curated record. The transcript is spliced from 4 exons. Gene Ontology annotation, cellular component: extracellular region. Gene Ontology annotation, molecular function: chemokine activity; chemoattractant activity. Gene Ontology annotation, biological process: positive regulation of cell migration; immune response; chemotaxis. Bases 66 to 374 code for a protein of 102 amino acids. NCBI's taxonomy places the organism in Eukaryota, Metazoa, Chordata, Actinopteri, Scombriformes, Scombridae.